This is a messenger RNA of Colletotrichum spaethianum, 330 nucleotides long. RefSeq names its product D-amino-acid oxidase. The record is from RefSeq and is a predicted model, not a curated record. Gene Ontology annotation, molecular function: FAD binding; D-amino-acid oxidase activity. The transcript has a single exon. Lineage: Eukaryota; Fungi; Ascomycota; Sordariomycetes; Glomerellales; Glomerellaceae. Bases 1 to 330 code for a protein of 109 amino acids.
AUGUACUUCCGCUCACCCCGCCGGGUAGACAACGACACCACCUACAUCUUUCAAAGGCCGCUCGCCGGAGGCAUUGUGCUCGGUGGCUGUCGCCAGGAUGGGAACUGGGACAAAGAGGUUGACCCGGAGUUGACAAAGACCAUCCUUGAGAGGUGCUGUGCUCUAGCUCCCGAACUAGGCCGCCCCGAGGAUCUCAAGAUCAUCAGGCACGGUGUUGGACUUAGGCCCAAUCGCAAGGGCGGCCCGAGAAUUGAAGCUGAAUUUAAUGGUAACGGCUUGAUAGUGCACAACUAUGGCGCAUCUGGAGCAGGCUACCAGGCAUCUUGGUGA